Aphanomyces astaci is the source of this 909-nucleotide messenger RNA. RefSeq lists its product as hypothetical. NCBI's taxonomy places the organism in Eukaryota, Oomycota, Saprolegniomycetes, Saprolegniales, Verrucalvaceae. Bases 12 to 806 code for a protein of 264 amino acids. Gene Ontology annotation, molecular function: protein binding. The record is from RefSeq and is a predicted model, not a curated record. The transcript is spliced from 5 exons.
GCACUGCAAUCAUGGUCCGCAGUGUGAAGAGAAAGGCCGCGAGGAUGAGCUCCGCCACGGGAAGCAAUCGAGCAAGCGCUGCGUUGAUUGACGAGACGGAUCAUUCGGACGGAGAAGCUCGAAAUUCAUCGACUCUGUCGGAGCACCCGACUCCAGGCAAGGACAAACCGCAAACGAUGAUUGAGUACCUCGAAGCGCAACGAAACCUAGCUUUGCAUAAUCUGCAGACCCAACGUGACAAAGCGCUUGCCCAAUUCCGAGAAGAAGCAGCCCAAGCCAAGAAAAAAAUCUUCGACAGUUUAGCCGAGGGUAAAGAGGAAGCACCUAGUGCGGACUCGUCGUCGUUGUCACACGAGCCACCGCUUCCAUCCGCCGUCAAGGACGAAACACAGCUCCAACAUCAAACCACUUCUCCAGCUGCUGCAUCGUCAUCCAAGCCCCAGCGCACCUAUGGUGAAAAGAAAACCAUUCAUAUUGCCUGCACCAGCGGCGUCUACUCUGGCCAACACUUCACGUUGGUUCUAUCCACGGACGUUAACCGCGUGUGCCACAUUGGUAGAUCUUCGGGCAAGAAGUAUAAGGCCCCGCUUGGCCUGAGCUUGCCGAAAGAUCCAGAGAUCUCCACCACCCACGCUGAAAUGCGAUGGAGCAGUGAGAACGACCACAUUUACCUCGCCGAUCAAAACAGUACCAACGGCACCAAGCUCAACGGCCGCAACCUGAAAGCGCGAGUGCCGGUGCGGCUGGACUUUGCCAAACCCAUCCACGUGGGUUUUGGAGGAUGCGAGUUCACCAUGACCAUGUAACGAAGCACGGUCGUAUUUGCUGCAAAACACAAGGUGUAAACAUGUAUUCAUAUAAACACACCACCACUCCAUGAUCAUCCUAAUGAGAGAGCUCCUAAUCCGA